UUGCAUGGUAAAGUUUCUUUGUGUUAGCAGUUAAAUAUUUAAUGCUUAUCGGCUGACUGUAAUGUUCUUAUAUUUGGCGGGAGGGAAAUAUGCGAUCAAAUUUGUCAUAGUGAUGAGGUGUUGAUAUAUAUGAUCCGGAGCAAAACGAAGAAAAUUGUGGAUGAAAAAAACAUUCAUAGAAAACUCAGGAUGAAAUUAUCGAAAACAAAUGAAGAUUCGUGGAAAAAAAGUCGAUCAUGGAUGUUUAUGAACUAUUGUCUGGGUGCUUUUUUAUUUGGUUUAUCCCUGACAGCUUACUACCCAACGGAAUACUACUAUUUCAAGGAUACUAUGAAAGUUAAAGAACCAGAUUUAUUUUAUGGUCUAUCCUGGGCUUUCUUGUGUGGCUCUGGUGUAAUAACAUCUUUACUUGGAAGCUAUUAUGCUGACUCGACAAAAAAUGUUCGAGAAGUUUGCUUGGUCACAAAUGUCGUGAAUAUUGUCGGUAACAUAUUAUAUGUGCUUUAUUAUUCGCCAUAUUUGGUAUUACUCGGUCAAUUAUUAGUCGGUACUGCUGCCGCUAGAAUGGUCGCUGCUGUCGGUGAAAUUUCUCGAGUGUAUGAAACAAACGAUUUAACGCAAAAUUUAUCGUUUCUCGGUAUAUUUUCUACUAUUGGUUCGGUAACAGGUCCAUGUACGACGUACCUGUUUGCUUUGGUAGAUACAGAUAUAGGAGCAUGGAAACUAAAUAUCGGAAAUAUGGUAGGCAUUACCAUGGCGAUACUGUAUUUUCUUCAACUCGUGUUGAAUUAUUUCACACUUGAGAAUGUAUCUAAACAGUAUAAUUUGAAAGAACAUGAAAGUGAAACUAUACUUCUGGAAAAUAUGGAAAACGAAAGAGAAGAGGAAGAAGAAGAAGAAGUUGGCGAAUCAGACAAAAAAGAAGAAGAGCAGGAAUCGUUCUAUAAAAAAUACAUCAAAGCAAUCAAAGUUCUCUUACAGAGCAACCACAUUUUGUUUUUGUACUCCCUUUGCUUCUUCGCCUCGUUUGCCCGUGCAACAAUCACCUUACUCCAGCCAAUCAAAGCCGUUAAAUAUUUAUCAUGGAAACAGACACACCUGGCAACGUUUAAUAUAAUUUCAACUGUAAGUGGUGCAAUUCCAACUGCCGUCAUCUUGACCCUUAUCUCAAAACGAGUAAACGAUUUUUAUCUGUUACUCUUUACGUUAUUGACUCUGUUAUUAGCACUAGGGGUAUUUGGGUUUUUACCAUGGUUAGCUAGUAAUCAAGUCCUAGCCUACGUCGUUACAUAUUCAAAUGGCAUCCUGACGCUGGCAUCUACAGCUGGCUUCCAUAUUAUAUCAAGAUCGAUGUUGGCUAAAUUUGUUCCCGAUAAUAUACAAACUGUCACAGAAGCGAUUCGCAAUGCAUUGUUUGAAUUAUCGUAUAUGGUUGCUGGGCUAUCUGUUAAGUUGCCAUCUUCAUAUUUUCCCGAAGCGAUGAUAUGCAUGGCUGUUUUAAUAUUUUUAGCGAUAAUGUGGUUGUUAUUUGAUCACAAAAAAUAUAAAGAAGUAAAAAUUAUAAGUUUAAAUUAAAA
Molecule: messenger RNA, 1577 nt
Organism: Hydractinia symbiolongicarpus
Lineage: Eukaryota; Metazoa; Cnidaria; Hydrozoa; Anthoathecata; Hydractiniidae
Exons: 2
Coding region: 130-1575 (481 amino acids)
Biological process (GO): transmembrane transport
Molecular function (GO): transmembrane transporter activity
Source: RefSeq, a predicted model, not a curated record